Molecule: messenger RNA, 1323 nt
Organism: Neltuma alba
Lineage: Eukaryota; Viridiplantae; Streptophyta; Magnoliopsida; Fabales; Fabaceae
Product: flavonol synthase/flavanone 3-hydroxylase
Exons: 3
Coding region: 121-1167 (348 amino acids)
Source: RefSeq, a predicted model, not a curated record
GGGAGCAAACAAAAUUUGCGCUCCUCGCUGGCCAAAACAUGAACCCUGUUUUCACCACUGCCAUGAUAUAUGGGGAUAUAGAUUCAAUUUGUUGAAAGAGGGGCAAGAGAUCUGUGAGACAUGGGAGAUAUCGAUCCAGCCUAUGUACAAUCCCCAGAACACCGUCCCAACCUUGAAAAGGUGGAUGCCGACGCCGUCGCCGGCGAAAUCCCCGUAAUCGAUCUCUCCCUCGGCAACGUCGAAGAGCUGGUAUCUCAGGUGGGCAGUGCGUGCGAGGCCUGGGGAUUCUUCCAAAUCAUCAAUCACGGCGUGCCCGUGGAAUUACACAGGAAGAUCGAGACCUGUGCCAAGAAAUUCUUCGAUCAGAGCAUGGAGGAGAAGAAGAAAGUCAAGAGAGACGAAGUGAACCCACUUGGGUACUACGACGGCGAGCACACUAAGAACGUCAGGGACUGGAAAGAAGUGUACGAUUAUCUUCUUAAAAACUCUUUGGAAUUUCCAGUUUCUCCUGAUCUCCAUGACCCGGAAACGAAGACGAUCACCAACCGAUUGCCCCAAUACCCACCUGAAUUCAGGGAGACAGUGGAACAGUAUGGUCGGGAAAUAGAGAGGGUGGCAUACAAGUUACUGGAGCUAGUUGCGCUGAGCUUGGGCUUACCAGCUCAGAGAUUCCAUGGAUAUUUCCAGGAGAAACAAUUGAGCGUAUUGCGACUCAAUUACUAUCCUCCAUGCCCAUUUCCUCACUUGGCUCUGGGAGUUGGGAGGCACAAGGAUUCUGGUGCGUUGACUCUGCUCGCCCAAAACGAUGUUGUCGGACUUGAGGUUAAGAGAAAAUCAGACGGUGAGUGGAUUCCUGUUAAACCAUUCCCUCAAGCCAUUGUCGUCAAUGUCGCCGACCUUCUUCAGGUUUGGAGCAAUGAUAAGUAUGAGAGUGUGGAGCACAGGGCGGUAGUGAACGGCGAGAAGGAGAGGAUUUCGAUUCCGUUCUUCUUCUUCCCAGCUCCCAAUGUAAUGGUUAAGCCAUUGGAGGAGCUUGUGAACGAGCAGAACCCCGCGAGAUACAGAGAAUACAAAUGGGGCAAGUUUUAUGCCAACAGAAUCUAUGGUGAUUUCAAGAAGCGUGAGGUCGAGAAUCUCCAGAUUUAUCACUUCAAGAUUUCGGAUUAGCCGUCUUCAGCUUCAUCCAUCCACUUGCAGUAAUAAUGGCCGCAUAUGAUCGAUAAAUCGGCUGCUUUGGAAACUCUAUCUAGUUUAUGUCCAUGUAUUAUCAUCCCCAAAUGGUACUAAUAAAUCUCUUAUUUUCGGUCACAUUCCAACUCCCAA